AUGGGUCAAGGAGGGAAUCUCACUCUGAUCAACGGCUCUCCGUACACGUGGGAGGUUUCCUAUGUCCACAGCUACCAGAUGAAUUCUUGGCCAUUCGACACGAGCACCACUGUCGCACCAGGUGCUGAUGUGCCAUUCUACGUCGAAUGGGAUGAGUCGAUUCUGGUUGAUACGGGUGAUGAUGCCGCGGAAGCCACAUUCACGCUUGAAGGGACAUCAUCGUACUUCCAAGUCCAAGCACGAUGGCAGUAUGUGCAAGUUGUUUUCGAAGGCAUCGAGACCGAGAACAACCCGGAAGGCAGUACCAUCAGCCUGGGUUGGGAGACUAACGGUGUUAUGCCGUUCAUCCUCUCAGGCAACACCAGCUCCUUCUCCUCCAACAACCCUCCCGUCGCGUGGAUGCAGAGUAACAUCGAGACGUUAGGCUCACGCCCCCUUCGCCAAAUUUGCAUUCCCGGUUCGCAUGAUGCAGGCAUGAGCGUACUCAACAGUGGCACGGCGUUCGCCACUACCGACAACACGGUCACGCAGACUACAACGAUCGGGGGACAGCUCACGUAUGGCUCGCGCUACUUUGACGUGCGUCCUGUCAUCAGUGCAGGCGAAUAUAUGGCGGGACAUUACUCGGAUAUCGAAGUGAUUGGCUGGCAGGGAGGCAACGGGCAAUCAUUCGCGGACAUCAUUGACGAGAUCAAUACGUUCACGGACGACAAUGCAGAGCUCAUUGUCUUGAAUCUCUCCCAUGAUCUGGAUACGGACUUAGACCCGGAUUAUGAGCCGUUCACCCAGGAGCAGUGGGAUGCCUUAUUCGAGCAGUUGACGGGCAUUAACGCGCUAUUUGUCGCUUCAAAUCCCUCGACGGUUGAUCUCUCGACACUUGCGUUGAGCGACUUCAUUGGGAGUGGGGAGGCAGCUGUCAUCGUCAUCGUCGAGCCGUCGAAUGGAAGCAUCACCCUUGGCGAUUACGCCAGCGGCGGCUUCUACUUGUACUCCCAGUUCAACGUCUAUAACGAAUACUCCGAUACCUCCGACCUGGACGAUAUGAUCAGUGAUCAGCUGCAAAAGCUGGCGGACGUUCGUCAGACCCCUGAUUCGCAGCUUUUCCUGCUCUCUUGGACCCUCACGCAGGACUUGGCGGACGCCAUCGAUCUAGACCAGACCAUCCUUCAGCUGGCUGCCACUGCUGAUCCUUUACUGUACACCGACCUCAUCCCAGCUUGCACCAGCGACACGUAUCCCAACAUCCUGUACGUUGACGGAUUCAACACUUCUGACCUGGCAGCCCUCGCGAUGGCGAUCAAUCUGAAGUUUGCGGCUUGA
Messenger RNA from Laetiporus sulphureus 93-53, 1320 nucleotides. Its product is annotated as PLC-like phosphodiesterase. Gene Ontology annotation, molecular function: phosphoric diester hydrolase activity. Gene Ontology annotation, biological process: lipid metabolic process. The record is from RefSeq and is a predicted model, not a curated record. Lineage: Eukaryota; Fungi; Basidiomycota; Agaricomycetes; Polyporales; Laetiporaceae. Bases 1 to 1320 code for a protein of 439 amino acids. The transcript has 2 exons.